CAAGGGAUUUUCAACAGCAUAGGAUAUCACUACACAAUACACAGAACUCUAUGUGCUAACAUGUCUCCUAAAAUUCUUUGGAAAUAUUGAAGGAAAAAAAAUACCUCACAACCAUGAAAACGUUACAACACAGCAUAACAUGUACUACAAGGUUCAUUAGCUUCAUUCUCCUCAUAUUUUUCCUCUUCAUGACCCUAUCAAGUGCACAAUCAAAAUCACCAUUUUACAUGCAUGGUAUUUGUCAGAACCUAACAGAAAAAACAAACAACACUUCAUACAAAUCCAACGUUAACAACUUCCUUGCAUGGAUAAUCACUGAUUCUGUCACAGGCACAUUAUCUAAUAACAACACCAUAGGCAGCAAGAACAACAGUGAUCACGACAAUGUUUAUGGGUUCUACGAAUGUAGGGUUGGCAUCACUGGAAGUUUCUGCCAAUUCUGUAUCAACACUGCUGUUGGACAAAUCGCUCAACGUUGUCCUAAUGGUGACUCGGCUAUGAUAUGGUAUGAUUUAUGCAUCAUAGGUUAUUCUAGCGAGAAUUCCAUAGGAAAAGUUAUUGUAGAACCCUCAUGGAAUGUAACCGGAUCCAAACUCACUAAGGACUCCACAGAACUUGCAAAAGUAGAGAAUAUCAUGACGAGUUUGAUAGGAAAAAUGAGUAUAUCAGCCACUGCCAAUUGGGCAGCGGGUGAGUUCUAUUGGAGCCACACCGAGAAAAGGUAUGGUUUGGUGCAGUGUAAUAGAUUGCUUAGUAAGGACGGGUGCAGACAGUGUUUAGAGGCUAUGUUGGAUAGAGUUCCUCGAUGCUGUGGAACGAAGGUAGGAUGGGUAGUUGUGUGUCCUAGUUGCGGAAUGAAGAUUGAUGAUUAUAAUUUCUACCAACAGCAAACAGAAUCUCCUUCUCCUAUUCCAAAUCCAGACAAACAGGAAGAUUCAGGUAACAAAAAAACCUUGAUCAUCAUCUUGGUAUGUGUACUGGUGGCAGUAGCUCUACUAAUGUGUUGUGUCUGCUACUACUGGAGAAAGAAUGGAUUCAGUAAAGGUGGAUUACUGUUGAGGACUGCUACUCCUAUAUCUUUCCGUGAUCAUGCUCAAGGAGAGGAUGCACUCAAUGGAGACCUUCCUACAAUCCCUUUAACUGUAAUUGAACAGAUCACGGAUAACUUUUCGGAGUUAUCUAAAUUAGGAGAAGGUGGAUUUGGCCCUGUUUACAAGGGUACAUUACCAGACGGCACAGAAGUUGCUGUGAAAAGGCUUUCAGAAACAUCAGGUCAAGGUUCAGAGGAGUUCAAAAAUGAAGUAAUAUUCAUAGCUAAACUGCAACACAGAAACCUUGUGAGACUCUUGGGUUGCUGCAUUGAUGGAAAUGAAAAAAUACUUGUAUAUGAAUACAUGCCAAAUUCAAGCCUUGACUCUCACCUUUUCGAUAAGGAAAAGCAUAAGCAACUGGAUUGGAAAUUACGACUAAGCAUUAUCAAUGGAAUUGCAAAAGGACUGCUUUACCUUCAUGAGGAUUCUCCACUUCGAAUAAUCCAUAGAGAUCUGAAAGCCAGCAAUGUUCUUCUGGAUGAUGAAAAGAAUCCAAAAAUAUCAGAUUUUGGAUUGGCAAGGACAUUUGAAAAGGACCAAUGUCAGACAAAAACAAAACGAGUUAUUGGCACCUAUGGAUACAUGGCUCCAGAAUAUGCUAUGGCUGGGUUUUUUUCAGUGAAAUCAGACGUUUUUAGCUUUGGAGUUCUUUUAUUAGAAAUAAUUUAUGGAAAAAGAAAUGGCGAAUUCUUUCUUUCAGAACAUAUGCAAAGUCUUCUAUUAUAUAUUUGGAAACUGUGGUGCGAAGGAAAAAGUUUAGAAUUAAUUGAUCCAUUCCACAAAAAAACGUACAUUGAAAGUGAAGUUUUGAAGUGUAUACACAUUGGUUUAUUGUGUGUACAAGAAGAAGCAGCGGAUCGACCAACCAUGUCCACUGUUGUUCGUAUGCUAGGAAGUGACACAGUAUCCCUUCCAAAACCCAAUCAACCAGCGUUUUCAGUUGGGAGAAUGUCCAAGAAUGAAGAUCAAACUUCAAAAAAUUUGAAGGAUAAUUAUUCUGUUGAUGAAGUAACACUAACUAUUGUCUCACCUAGAUAGUUAAUACUUAAUAUUUAUGGUUUACUUUGCAGCAGAUUUGAAAAUAUUGUUCAAUUCUCGGUUGAGCUGAAAAUAUAUCUAACAUGUUAUUAGUUUGUGAAUAUAUUAUGCUAUAACACAAAUGUCAUUUUUUAAAUAUAGUUAUAAACAUGUUUUUUUAAUGUAGUAUGCUACCAACGUUAGAAUUCUCGGAAAUAUGAUUAUUGACACAAAAAUGCGAUCGGAAGUACCCUAUGAAUAAAUAUAAUUAAUCAAAUCAUAUAAAUCAAAACCACCUGGCAGUUGCAAGUAUCCUAUGUGGUAUUUAAAGAUUAAUUGCCAAACGCCAUAAGGCUAAACACAAGGAAUAAAACUU
Trifolium pratense (red clover) is the source of this 2484-nucleotide messenger RNA. RefSeq names its product cysteine-rich receptor-like protein kinase 10. Lineage: Eukaryota; Viridiplantae; Streptophyta; Magnoliopsida; Fabales; Fabaceae. Gene Ontology annotation, molecular function: protein serine/threonine kinase activity; ATP binding. The coding region runs from base 114 to 2129 and encodes 671 amino acids. The transcript is spliced from 7 exons. Gene Ontology annotation, biological process: protein phosphorylation. The record is from RefSeq and is a predicted model, not a curated record.